CAAGUUCAGCACUCUGUGAAAUGAAGUUCUGGGAGGCAGGCGUGCUGCUUGCCGCCUUGCACAGCGCCGCAGCAUUCGUGAUCCCAUCCUCCAACACACUGCGGCCAUCCGGCUCGAGGCGGCGGCCGCUCGAGCGAUGGCGAAGAUCCACCGGCCUGUCCCCCUCCCCCAGGACCCCCCUUGCAGAUGAUGCAGCCACAGAUGCAGGUGGCGACCCGUCCAUGCCCCUCACGUCCCUUGCGGCGACGAAGCGCACAGGGAUCUUUGUGCCGCCUGAUGUGGCCUCGUACGCCCUGUGCAACAUCGAGCACCAGACCACAUGGGAGAACACGGAGGAGCCCAUCUGGACGAUAUUCGAGGCGUGGCUGCCCGGCAUCAAGCAGGAGGAGAUCGACGUUAUGUUCAUCAAGUAUGGGGACGACCCAGGGCCGAUGAUGGUCAUCAACGCGCCAAAGAACAACCUGGUCAAGAAGUGGGAGUAUGACAACUUUGUAAGCCGAUCACAUCACACAUGCCGUACGAGUACGGCAGGGAGAGGGCAAAUGGCGUGGUGCGGGGCGGGCAUGGUGGGUUCUGUGUUUGUGUCUGUGUGUGGUGUGUGUUCUCAGAGCAAAGCACGUCGGAGGAUCAACGCUGAGAACAGGGAUCGAGUGCAGCGGGCGUACCGAUUCCUUCCGUAAGGCAUCCAUCACAUACAUCAACACAGCGCGCCAUGCCACGCACGCACACCUUCAUGCACUCAGCAUUCCAUUCAUUCAUUCCUUGUGUGUUCGCUUUGGUUGUUCAGUUGGGUGCAGCUGAGCGAGGCGCAGGUGUCUUAUGCGAAUGGCCUUCUCCGCGUGUGGGUGCCUUACGACACCGAGGAAUACGCGUACGUCCCCCCAGACGACCUCCCGUACUUCCCUGAAAUACUGGGUCGGUGGGUGACCAUGGACACCAAAGACAGACAACACAACACCAUUGGCCGCCAUUGCAAAGCUCUCACUCUCACUGUGUGCGUGUGUAUAUUGCUCAUUCAUUCAGAUGAGCACCCGGCUCCCCCCGCCACGCCCACCCCGAAGCCCAUCGACCCCGAUCACUACGGUCAAUAUCAUGACCUGAUCAAGCCCUACGUCGAGAGAGCGAAGAAGGCAGGGAAGCAGAUCAUCAGGAUCCCGCGCACCGACCUGCCGCCAGAGCUGGUGCACCUGGAGGACAGGGGGGCGCCCGUCUAUGAGGGAAUGCGGGACAGGGGCACGGGAAAGCUGUGAUGAUGGAUGGGACUGUGGCUGAGUGGGAGGGAGAUUGAUCGAUGACAAUGUGUCUGUCGAUUGCGAUGCAUGACAGUACUGACUGAUGGCUGGAUGGACUUGUGGGCUUUGUUGGUUGGCCUCGAUGAGGCGAGGCGGCUGGGUCGUUUCAACUGCAUGAUGCGUUUGAAAGCUGCGAAGACCAUCAUGUCACAUCAUCCAGCGAGAUGCCUUCAUGGCUUGUCACCUGAUUUACGUGCGUCGAGAAUCGCGGUUCUUUAUGAUUUGAG
Molecule: messenger RNA, 1519 nt
Organism: Vitrella brassicaformis
Lineage: Eukaryota; Vitrellaceae
Source: the annotation of a GenBank genome assembly